AUGAAAGGGAAGCUACAUUUUUUGCUGGUCUUUCUGGUUUAUUCUUUAGUUGUGUUCACCAAUGUCAAGCGUGAGUCUUUCGACAAGGACUUCAUUGAUUUCGAGUAUUGCCGCCUAAGAUCCGUGAAUCGGACUUACAAAUACGUUUCCGGAAGGGUAAAGCUACUGAAAACACCUCUUAACCACAUUAAGGUAAACAUGGCAUUGUACCAGCGACUCAAUGGGUAUAAGCCCUUCCUCUACAAUUUCACAUUGGAUGCCUGUAAAUUCUUAAAAAACCAAAAGUCAAACCCGAUCGCUAGUUACUUCUAUGGCUUUCUCACGGAAUACUCUAACAUGAAUCACUCUUGUCCCUUUGAUCAUGACAUUGUGGUGGAUAAACUAUCCACAGCGUUUAUAAAUCACCGAGUGACCAAAAUGUUACCUUUUCCGGAAGGAGACUACAUGAUUAAGACCCAUUGGAAAUUCCCGGAAAUUGAAAAAGCUUUAACUAAAUUUUAUUUUUCACUUUCGUAA
Molecule: messenger RNA, 516 nt
Organism: Drosophila kikkawai
Lineage: Eukaryota; Metazoa; Arthropoda; Insecta; Diptera; Drosophilidae
Source: RefSeq, a predicted model, not a curated record